GCGGGCAAGUCCCCAAACUACCUCUUGCAUUAGCCAGGGCACGUGGAAUUUAGUGAAGUGGUACUUUAGGUUUGGGAUGGGAUUGGAGAAGUGGGGCAGGAUCAACAGGCUCAUACCUUCUCCCUUCCCUUUCUGAGAUCUGACAUUCCAUCUGUCACAGGGUUGUCAAGGAGGUGCUGGGGGUACCAAGGAACUCACUUGGUAAUUAGAGCAUCAAGCUUUGAGGGUUGGGGUACUCGAGGUGGGAGAAUGGAAUGCCAUUCCAUAGGAAGAACCACAAAAAUGCCUUAAUUUGAGCCCAUUUCUACCCCUGCUGAUGAGUGACUUGAGAGUUCUUGGUUUUCUCUUCUUGUCCUUCUUCCCUCCCCUCUAUCCUUCCAUGGGUGGGGAAAGGGUGUUUUUGGUAGACCUUGAUUUCCAAAGCACCUGGCCUCCUCACUUCACAUUCUUAAGUGGCAGUUUCAUUAUUUAGAAUGCAGAGUGGAACGUCUUUUGGAUAUUGUUUUCUAUAUAAAGCUUUACAUAUGAGAGGGUGUAGGGAGGUGUUUGUAAAACGCCUUAGAACUUUUCUCCUUAAUAUCAGAAAGCAAAAAAAUAAAACCACAAUUUAGAUAUGCCUUUUAAACCCUCAGGUGUUACCUCUAACCAGGUGGCCCUGGUCACCAUCAGAGUACUGGAACCAAGGAGACCUUGUCCGUUUGUGUGUUUGUUCUGGACUCUUAGAAAGGAAAUGAGCUUGUUCCUACUGGAGUUUAGUUCCAAUGCAUUUGCCUCCAGAAAGACCCCAGUGCCUGUUGACAGUGGCCAGGGUUUUCUAUAUUUCCCGCCAGUCUUUCCCAAAGGAAACUCAUUCCAAAUACUUACCUUUUCCACUGGGGUCUUAGAAGGAAAAUGGAAUUCUGGUUCAUACUGUGGUCCCUUUUAACCUCAGGUCUUUAAUGUGAUCACUUUCAAAUUUAAAAGAUCCAGGUGGAAAUAUUUUUACUAUGCUGGUAAUAAUUCUACACAAUACCUGAAUUCAUAACACUGUUAUAUUUCAGUAUGAGUGGUCACUUUGUCUUUUCGUGUCUUUGAUCUGGUUUUGUUCCUGUAAUACAGCCACCCGAUUUUGUGAGGGGGGGAAUAAUAUGUGGUUUUUGUACAAAUAAGUUUCUCUGUGUUGUUAUUUUGGAAAAAUGAAGGGAGAGAGUUUUGGGAGAUUGGAGGAAAUUGAUCAAGAAGGCCUAAUCUCCCUCUUGCAGUGAAUAAAUGGAACAUCAUUUCUGGAUUUUAAUCCUGUUCUCUGCAUUCAUACACCAUUUUUUCAUAUGUCCUAUGAAAAGCCUAAAUAUUCAGUCCCACCUGAUCCUGGUCAUUAAAAUUCAGUGACUCAGGACUCCCUAACUGGCUCUGCACCUUCAUGAUGCUUGAGGAACAUUCAGUCGAAUGUACCUUGCCCACUGUUUAUUUCCAUGGUCAAAUGAAGAAAGAUGAGUGGAAGUUCUCCAGGAAGGCAGAGCUAGAGAAUGUUUCUCGGGAUGCAGUUUACACAGCCUCAAGUUGGAGGCAGGCGUUGAGGGCACAUGAUUCCGUGAACUCUUACGGACAGCCUUUGGAGCACCCACAGGUGCAAACCCUGUGCAGUAAACAAAGAGAAGCCAUUGCCUUCAAGAUGCUUAUGAAUCUAGUGAAGCAAAAGAAGCAGAUUCUGUGUCUGCCAGGAGGUGAACACUCAGCUUCUGUGCCAGACUGGUUGUGCUUUGCUUUCUGACCUGUUGCAACUGUUUCCUCCAGGAAAGAGGGCCAGAGCCAGCUGGGUCUCAUGGGAUUCCUCUACUUCCCUGAGGGUCACAAGUGAAGUUAAUACUAAAGACUGGUUUAUAAACUUGAGUGUGAAUUGUUUUUAGAGUGUUUAGGAUGUGUUCAAUCAACCAGUCUUCCACAGGUUCCUCAGAUCCUUACUGUGGAGUGAUUCCCCCAGAUGCAGUUAGGAACAGCAGUUUUCCAACUUCAGUACAGAUCAGGGUCACCUGCAGAAUUGUUAAUAUACAAGCUGCUGGGCCCUACCCUCAGAGCUUCUGAUUCAGUAGGUCUGGGGUGCGUUCUGAAAUUUUGCGGUUUUAACAGGUUCCCAGGGGAUCCUGAUGCAGCUGGUCAAGGGACCACCUUUUGAAAACCACUGGUUAAGAAGGUUGUAUAGAGCAAGAUCUGUACAGUCCCUAACAGUUCAUUCUAUGAGCCCGUUAGUCCAGUAAACAUUUGAGUGCCUACUUUUGGACCUUGCAUGCAGUCAAGUUGUAAUUAUGAAUAAGGUAGGCAAGGCCCCUGCACUCCAGGCCAUUUACAUGCUUGUGGGGUGGGGAAUACCAGACCGUAAAUAGUUAAUAUUAUUUUAGAUAGUGCCAAAGUGUUCAUGAAGAAAAAGAAACAGUGUAAUCAAGAGUUUUCUGGGGAAUAAUUUAUACAGCCUGUGAACUGGAUGUUCUUUUGUGAUUUUGUCCUGCGGGGUGUGGUAACCUGAGAGUUGACCUUCAUUCCAGGAAAACCGCCAUCUGAAUAAUCAGAGCACCCUUUCAUCUGGAUACGCAAUGCCAACCCCUGAGACGUCUUUCUGCAAACCUCUCUGCCUGUGACUUUAAAAGCCCCUGCUUUCUACAGUUCCAAGAGCAUAGCUGUUCAGUUGCUCCUGCUGAAGGGGGACUUCCUGGGAACAAUUUGAAAGCACCUUGAUGCCCUGUAAAUGGAUUGUCUCCAUUUAAGAAGGUAAUCUUUCAGAAUGAGAUGGAAAGGUAUAUCCUUGAAGGAAGUGCUGCCUCAAUGUUAGAUCUUGUGAACAGCUCCGCUGAACUUCAUUUCCCUGUGUCUUGCCUUUAGGCCUGCCACCACUGUUAAGACACACCUUUGAUCCUGAACUCCUUGAAACAGCUGAGACAAGACUGCCAUACCCUUGGGCCGGCCCGGUGGCUUAGCGGUUAAGUGCGCACGCUCCGCUACUGGUGGCCCAGGUUCGGAUCCCGGGCGCGCACCGACGCACCGCUUCUCCGGCCGCGUCCCACAUACAGCAACUAGAAGGAUGUGCAACUAUGACAGACAACUAUCUACUGGGGCUUUGGGGAAAAAAAAAAGAGGAGGAUUGGCAAUAGAUGUUAGCUCAGAGCCAGUCUUCCUCAGCAAAAUGAGGAGGAUUAGCAUGGAUGUUAGCUCAGGGCUUAUCCUCCUCACGAAAAAAAAAAAGACUGCCAUACCCAACGGGUGACUAAAGGGAAAGAGAGUUCUGUGAAUCAAACUAAAUAGAGGUUCCAAAACCAAUUAUAGCUAUCUUUCUCUAGGACUACCCAGCCCUGUUCCAACUCUCAUGAGAACCCAGGGAGACAGAGCCUUAUCUGGUCCCCUCUUCCUGCUCUGGCAUGCCUUGCAGAACUGGAACCAUCUUCACUCCCUACUGCCCCCAGAGGCCUUCACAAGCGCUUCCAAAUCCAUGGAGAGCAGCCAGCUCGUGAGACGCGCAGUGCUGUCGAGGCCAAGGAGCGGGUGAUGAGCGGCCUGGCGUGGGAGCCGCGUGCCAACAACACGCGGGAGGAGGCCGGCCAGCCCGCAGCUGGGGAAUAUGUGACCUCGUGGGCCGCGCUCGGUGGCGAGCAGGCCGUGGUGGGCCCUGGGGUCGGGCCAGAGGAGGCGCUGGAGGCGUCGGCGGCCGUGACAGGCACCGCCUGGCUGGAGGCUGACAGCCCAGGCCUGGGCGGAGUGACCGCAGAGGCGGGCAGCGGAGACACCCAGGCCCUUCCAGCAACCCUCCCGGCUCCUGAUGAGGCCCUCGGGCAGUCAUCGAUGCCCCCUGCAACCUCCGAGGCUACAGAGGCCAGUGGACCACCCUCCACCACCCCUGGUGACAAGCUGAGCCCAGGCCCUGAACUCUCCAAGGAGAGCCCCUUGGAGGUUUGGCUGAACCUGGGAGGCAGCACACCUGACCCUCAUGGGCCAGAGCCCACGAAUCCCUUUCAGGGCACACUGGAGCCCCAACCGGCAUCAGAUAUAAUUGACAUUGACUACUUCGAAGGAUUGGAUGGUGAGGAUCGUGGCGCUGACCUGGGGAGCUUCCCUGGGUCACCAGGAAGCUCAGAGCACCACCCUGAUAAUGGAGGAAAGACCCCUUCCUGGAGCCUGCUUGACUUAUACGAUGACUUCACACCCUUUGAUGAAUCUGAUUUCUACCCUACCACAUCCUUCUAUGAUGACUUAGAUGAAGAGGAGGAGGAAGAGGAGGAUGACAAGGAUGCAGCAGGAGGUGGAGACCUGGAAGAUGAAAACAACCUUCUAGUGCCCACUGAGAAGCCUGUUCUGGGGCCUGGGACAGGCCAGCCCACCAGUCGGUGGCAUGCUGUCCCUCCACAGCAUACUAUGGGGAUGGUCCCUGGCAGCAGCAUCGCUCUCAGGCCCCGCCCAGGAGAGCCAGGCAGAGACCUAGCCCCAAGUGAGAAUGGCACUGAGUGCCGCAGUGGCUUGGUGCGGCAUAACGGCUCGUGCCGGUCAGUGUGCGACCUCUUCCCAAGUUACUGUCACAAUGGUGGCCAGUGCUACUUGGUGGAGAACAUAGGCGCCUUCUGCAGGUGCAACACACAGGACUACAUCUGGCACAAGGGGAUGCGUUGCGAGUCCAUCAUCACUGACUUCCAGGUGAUGUGUGUGGCCGUCGGCUCAGCUGCCCUCGUACUGCUCCUGCUCUUCAUGAUGACGGUGUUCUUCGCCAAGAAGCUCUAUCUGCUCAAGACAGAGAAUACCAAGCUGCGUAGGACCAACAAAUUCCGGACCCCAUCUGAGCUUCACAACGAUAACUUCUCCCUCUCCACCAUUGCCGAGGGCUCUCACCCAAAUGAUGAUCCUAGUGCUCCCCACAAAAUCCAGGAAGCUCUCAAGUCCUGCCUGAAAGAAGAGGAGUCAUUUAACUUCCAGAACUCCAUGUCGCCCAAACUUGAGGGUGGCAAAGGUGACCAGGCUGACUUGGAGGUGAACUGUCUUCAGAAUAACUUAACCUAAAGCAGAGCAAGAAGAGAGGAAAUG
Molecule: messenger RNA, 5037 nt
Organism: Diceros bicornis minor
Lineage: Eukaryota; Metazoa; Chordata; Mammalia; Perissodactyla; Rhinocerotidae
Gene: CSPG5
Product: chondroitin sulfate proteoglycan 5
Exons: 5
Coding region: 3514-5013 (499 amino acids)
Biological process (GO): nervous system development
Source: RefSeq, a predicted model, not a curated record